GCGCUUCACAAACCAACAUGGCAGCCUCCUCCUCUACAUCAAGAGUUCGCUACAAAAUGCUGAAAAGAUUGUUAUGGGGUCCCAAUAUGUCCUUUACAGUCCGGAGAUUAAACGUAGAAUCUUCGCGAUAUGAAUGUCAGGUGCAGAGCAGGACUAAAAGAGUUCCCAUGCAGCUGGAAGGCGUGGUCGGCUUGGAGAUUCACGCCCAGAUUCAUUCAAAGACUAAAAUGUUCUCCGGCUCAGCAGUCCACUUCCAAUCGCCUCCAAAUGCUCUCGUGUCCUUCUUCGAUGCCUCCUUACCUGGCACGUUACCUGUCCUGAACAAACGAUGCGUGGAGGCAGCCGUGAUGACGGCUUUGGCUCUCAACUGCCGCAUCAACAGGAAGUCGCUUUUUGACAGGAAGCACUAUUUCUACGCCGAUCUUCCUGCGGGCUACCAGAUCACGCAGCAGCGGCGUCCCGUGGCGGUGGACGGCGUGCUCAACUACAGCCUCCUGGGCGGCAAGAAAGGGAACCAAGUGGUCCGGAAGAACGUCCGCAUUAAGCAGAUCCAGCUGGAGCAAGACAGCGGCAAGAGCUUGCACGAUGACGCCCGUGCACAGACGCUCAUCGACCUCAACCGAGCGGGCGUGGGCCUAAUGGAGCUGGUGAUGGAGCCCGACAUGACGUGCGGCGAGGAAGCGGCGGCGGCCGUCAGGGAGCUUCAGCUCAUCUUGCAGGCCCUCGGCACCUGUCAAGGAAACAUGUCGGAGGGCCAGCUGAGGGUGGACGCCAACGUGUCGGUGCACGGACCCGGCGAGCCGCUCGGAGUCAGGACGGAGGUGAAGAACAUCAACAGCGUCCGCUACCUGGCCAAGGCUAUCGACUACGAGAUCCAGAGACAGAUGGACGUCCUGCGGCGCGGAGCCAGCGUACACAACGAGACCCGCUCCUACGAUUCCAAAUCUGGGACGACAGUGCCCAUGAGGGACAAAGAGGGUCUCCAGGACUACAGGUUCAUGCCCGAGCCCAACCUUCCGCCGUUGGUGGUGUACGAAGACCCCGCCUCGGUUCCGUCGGGCGCCGACGUCCAACAGGCGGUGGUGGUGCAGAGUCUGAAGGCCGAGCUUCCCGAGUUGCCCGCUGUGAGGAGAGAGAGGCUGGUGAAGACGUACGGCAUCCUGCCCGAGCACAGCCUCACCCUCCUGAACGAGGACGGCCUGGUGGACUACUUUGAGCGUGUGCUGAAGGCCACCAGCCGGGAGCCCAGGAAGGUGAUUGGCUGGGUGACCAACGAGCUGCUGGCACUCCUCAAACAGCGAGACUUGAACGUCAGCCAAAGUCCCGUGUCUCCAUCCUCCAUGGCCCAGUUGCUGGAACUCCUGGAAACGAGGCGCAUCUCCUCUUCAGUGGCCAAGCAGGUGUUCCAGGAGAUGUGGAGGCACUCGGGUGCCAAGACGGCGGUUGAGAUCGUCAGUGAGUUGGACUUGAGUCUCGUUAAUGAUGUGGAGCAGCUGCACGAGGUCUGCGCCAAGGUCGUGGACUCGCAUCCGCACGAGGUGCAGGCCUUCCAAGCAGGCAACCAAAAAGUUCUGAACAAGCUGAUGGGGUCUGUUCAAAAGGAGACCAAAGGCCGAGCCGACCCGAUUACGGUGCGUGAGAUUCUGCUGGACAAGAUUUCAAAAAGGGUGUGAGGGGAUUGGGUCAUCCAUAUCGAUUGAAUUCAUGUAUAUAAGGAACAAAUUAUUUAUUUGUCCAUAAUUAAUAAAGUCUUGAUUUAUAUU
Messenger RNA from Syngnathus acus (greater pipefish), 1763 nucleotides. It is a transcript of the gene gatb, whose product is annotated as glutamyl-tRNA(Gln) amidotransferase, subunit B. Gene Ontology annotation, biological process: mitochondrial translation; glutaminyl-tRNAGln biosynthesis via transamidation. Bases 18 to 1673 code for a protein of 551 amino acids. Gene Ontology annotation, molecular function: glutaminyl-tRNA synthase (glutamine-hydrolyzing) activity. The record is from RefSeq and is a predicted model, not a curated record. The transcript is spliced from 13 exons. NCBI's taxonomy places the organism in Eukaryota, Metazoa, Chordata, Actinopteri, Syngnathiformes, Syngnathidae.